AUGUUGUGGGGAUUCUGCAAGACAGAGAACCGUGGAGCGCAGGAGCUCGGCCCCGGUAACUCCGUCAUUUUGGCGUCUCCGAACGCAAAAGAAUUUCCCGCCUUGCGCUUCGCUCAAAUCCCCAACUUUCUCACUGUUCACCACUUCGAGUUAUCUGCUGUCGAUAAGCGCCCUGAAUCUGUGGCCGACUUCACCCUUGACGUCUUUUGUGCGAUUCCGCGUCUCUCGUUUCCCCAGAUCGCCCUAGAACGCAGUCGUUUGAGCUUUGAUCUCUUCAUAUUCGCCUUGCCAUUCACCAUGUCUGUUGCAUCUUUGCACCGCGAUACCGCCUUCCAGGCCCGGUCUUUGUUCCGCUCCCUUAUGCGUCAAUCUUCGCAGUUCUCCAACUACAACUUCCGUGAAUAUGCCCGUCGCAAGACGAGAGACUCAUUCCGUGAGCACCAGAAUGAGUCGGAGGAGCGUCGGAUACAGGAGUUGAUCCAGACUGGACUUCAGGAUCUGCGUCUGUUGAAGAGGCAAACGGUUAUCAGCCAGUUCUACCAACUCGACAAAAUGGUGGUGGAGGGUCAAAAGAGCGGAAAGGAGAAAGGCGACCAUGGUAACAUCGUUCGCCAGAAGGACACCGGUCACGUGAUGCUCCCUACGAUCCUGCGCCAUCGCAACGCGACGGAAGCAACGCUACGCUCCGCCCAUCCGCUCCAGCUCCGCCAAUCCACUCCACCCAGCUUUCACACCCAUCCCUCCGCCUCCGGUUACUUUGAGCGCUUAAUCUCGCGCUCCUUUGGGUUCAGGUCCUCGCGCUCAGGGCGACACCUCGACGGCCCUAACCGCACCCGAACCGGCCAAAUUGACCAUGAUGUCUUCGAAGGAUUGCCCGUCCGCCGCUGGUCAAAACAAACACACACCUACUCCCAAGCACCCAAGGCCGUCGACGACUCAGACUUCGGUGUCCAAGGCCCCGGGGCCCCAGUCCUCCCGGAGCUGCCCAUGCCGCGCGACAGCGACCUCUUGCCUGCGGUCAGCAAAGCAUUGUUGCGCGCUGCGCGUGCAGGAUGUAUUUAUAUUCGCCAGAACACUACAGCCGCCGAAAAGGAGGAGAACGACCAGAAUAAAACCGAUGAUCAAACCACGGGCGCUGUUCAAAUGGACCGCAGCUUCACCAGUCGCAAGUGGCUGACUCUUCCCAAGCAUAUGGAGCCGCCGGAGGCGGAGUUCCUUGCUAAGAGACGUCCUGGAUUGUUGUCGCUUUAUGGCGGUGCUUCGGUCGAUGGAAGCUCGGGAUCACUGCCUAUGAGAAGAACUAAGUUUAAGAAGGUUGACCCGGAGACUGGCAAUAUCUCUAUCUACGAGGCAUGGGUGCCUGAAGGGCAUCGCAUUGAGGGGGAGGUGACUGGAGAUGUUCAGACUCUUGCUGAGCAGAGCUCGGUUCCUGUGAAGCCUGAGACACCUGCUCCUGGGACCAUCGUAGAGGGCGUUGGGAUUGUCAACUCGGAGGGUGUCGUGGUUGCAGAGGCCGGUUCAGCUGCUGUGAUGGAACCUCCGAAGCGACGACCGCCUCCCCCGAAGCGAAAGAGCAAGGGUAUUGGGAAGGGUCGCAAGAAGAAGGUUAUGUUUGCCCCAGGAGAAGGUGCCGAUGCGUCUACAGUGCACGGCGUUGCCCCUGGCGCUGAGGGGGGUACUCCUGCUUCCGGAGAAGGUCAGGACUCGCGGAUGACGGUCGACCAGUCCGGUCAAGACGACGACGAUGAGGAUGGCGAGGAUGGUGAGGAGAGCGACGAGGGAGACGAGUCCAUGAUGGACGCGAAGACUCCAGAGACUCCUGGUGGUCAAUCUGGGGCCGAAUUCACACCUCAACCUUCCGCCGAUACCCUGGCGGAAUCCAAAGACGUCGAUAUGGCAGACGUGGCUCCUGAAGCGCAGGUUGCUGGAUCGGGUCAGGAACCGCCUUCGCAGCUACCGGCAGCUGCAACAGAAACCCCUCAGACCGAUGCCGAUGCCCCCGCCUCCCCUUCUGCAACACCAGGUCUGCCUACGGAGACGAUUGAAGAGAUCACUGCUGAACAGCCGGUCCCAACUACUACGGAGUCUGUGGGCGAUGAAGCGCCCAAAGAAGAGUCUGAAGCUCCUGAGCCGUCCUCACUCCCUACUACGAACAGCGCGGCGGAGCCUUCAGCAAAUGAGAAUCCUGCUCAAGAAGUGUCUCAACCGUCAACCAGUGAAGUCAAAGCCGAGGCCCAAUUCGAGGGUGUUGAUGAGACUUCCUUGGCUCCUCCAUCUGCCGACCUCGAGAAGCCUGUCGAUGAGCCAUCAGAGCCCGCAGAGGAGGAAGAGCCUGUGCAGCCGACAGAAGCAUCUGAAGAAACAACAGAAUCUAAGCCCGCUGUCGACGAGCUGGCCCAGUCCGAGGCAGAAGCGCAAGAAUCCACUGAUGCCUCUGCUCCAGAGGCCGCAAAAGGCCAGGAAGCAAGUCCCGAAGCGGACGUUGGCAUCUCUGAAGCUCAAGAAGAUGUGGAAAUGGGUGAUGCACCACGACCCGAGCCCGUCACAGCUAAGGAUGACGAGUCACCAUCCGAAUCUCAACCCACUGAGAUUGAGCCCGUUGAAUCUGCCCCCGAACCAGUUCCCAGCACCGAAGACGCAGCCCCUGCCGAGACCGAGCCAGAGGCAUCAGCGCCCCCAGCCGAGCAGGAAGCAUCUCCUAUCCCUGAGUCCACACAAGCAGAGUCCGCGCCAGAAGAGAACAAGGAUGAGCCCGAGGCUCCUCCCGCGGAAUCCGCAUAA
This is a messenger RNA of Penicillium atrosanguineum, 2781 nucleotides long. RefSeq lists its product as uncharacterized. The transcript has 7 exons. Gene Ontology annotation, cellular component: L-cysteine desulfurase complex; mitochondrion. The record is from RefSeq and is a predicted model, not a curated record. Gene Ontology annotation, biological process: iron-sulfur cluster assembly. Bases 1 to 2781 code for a protein of 926 amino acids. NCBI's taxonomy places the organism in Eukaryota, Fungi, Ascomycota, Eurotiomycetes, Eurotiales, Aspergillaceae.